Molecule: messenger RNA, 945 nt
Organism: Laccaria bicolor S238N-H82
Lineage: Eukaryota; Fungi; Basidiomycota; Agaricomycetes; Agaricales; Hydnangiaceae
Exons: 4
Coding region: 1-945 (314 amino acids)
Source: RefSeq, a predicted model, not a curated record
AUGUUGAGGUGGUUAGUCGAUAAGGAAGCUGACAAAGAGAAGGAGAAAGAGAAGGACAAGGAAUCCGAGUCCCAGUCGCUGAGACACCCGGGUUCAACGGACAACGUGAAAGAUGAAAUCCACGACCUCCGAGACGAGGUGGUCGAGCUUCAAGGCCGAUUAGGCGAACUAGGCCGGGAGAUGGCGAAAAUUGCAACGGCCCCCAAUAAUCUUUCUGCAGGACCUAAAGCACAGUCCGCUGCUGUAUCGGUAGCACCACAAACCACUUCGUCCAUCGUCACGCACUCACAUCCGACUUCUUCAAUUGCAACGCACUUGACAGGAUCACCGUCAGCACCCAGCACGCCCAUCCACCAUCCCAGGUCAUCAAGUACCACUGCCAGAGAAUCUAUAAGUCCGCCUAUGACUUCGAAGAGGAGAGAAUCGGGCACGAGGUUACCGUACCCUGGGGGAGAUUAUUCUUCUCUGCCAGACACAUUCUCCCCCUGUAAUUCUCCACCUUCGUCGAUCAGUUCCGCUAUGAGGCCAUUGUCCACGGCCAUUUCGGGUUUACCCCUCCAUUCAUCCUCAGGACUGGGUACACUACCAGGUGCUUCAUAUUCUACCACCUCUCUUUCCUCGUUGGCUUCGGGUACGGGUAGGCUGUUGUCCCCGCCUGCUCAACCCAAGUUCGCUCCUGCCUCUGCUCCUGCCAAUCGAACAGCCAGCCCAACACCCGCACCUGCAAAAGGACGAGGAGCACAACAAGGUUUGCCGCCACCCCCGAAAUCGGCUGCUGGGAAAAGACAAACGAGUGUAAGCCCUACGCCGAGGAAACGGUACACCGUUGCGCUUGGAGGGCCGAUAACUGCCCCGAUCCCUGGAGUUUGGUAUGAUUCCAUUCAUCUGCAAACAUCCACAUCAAUCAAAAAGUGGAAGAACUGUAGGAGGUCUCCAAUGAGUUGA